AUGUGCAGGGCGUUCCCGACGACCCUACGGGGUCCAGCCCGCGCGUGGUACAACGGACUGAAGGCUGGGACCAUCGCCUCCUUCGACCAACUCGCCAGAGACUUCGAGCUCAAUUUUCUGGCUUACGCUCGACCGAAACCAUCCGUAGCACUACUCCUCGGGCUCAACCAGAGGGAGGACGAGCCCCUCUCCCAUUUUGUGAACCGCUUUACGACUCAAAUUCACGGACUAUCGGACGCUCACCCCUCUCUACUGAUGCAGGCGUUCAUGACAGGCCUGCGGCCUUCCCGGUUCUUCUGGUCUCUCGUGGAGCGGCCCCCCGCCGCGAUCCCCGAAAUGAUUCAGCGUGCUGGCCAAUUCAUCGCCGCGGAGACAUGGAUGGCCGGGAAGCGGGAAGAACACAAAAAAGUCAAGACGGAGCCGCCUCGACAGCAGCAGCCCCCCGCCUCCCGUCGCAGGUUGGAUAGAUCCGACCCCAGGUCUCCUCUCCCCGUCUUGAGCUCCUCGCAGACAGAAAUACUUCUCCAUGAGAAGGGGAAGGGAUUACUCAAGGAACCCCACCCGAUGAGGAGCCCGCGAGAGCUCGCGGACCGCUCGAAAUACUGCCGUUUCCAUCGGCAGCAUGGGCACGACACCGAGCAGUGCCGAGAGUUAAAAAGGCAGAUCGAGGAGCUCAUCCGCCGAGGGCAUCUCAGCCACUACCUUCCACCAGUCAAGGAGCCGUCACCUCACCCAGAAGGUCCCGUCGAACGACACAUCAACGUGAUAGCCGGGGGCCCCGCAGCAGGGGGAGGCUCCGCGUCGGGCAGAAAGGCGUAUGCCCGAGCCGCUCCCGACGAAGUCUCGGUACACCAGCCCGAGCCCGAGAUUACCUUCCCGACCGGAGCUGCCGAGCGACCUGACCACGACGACGCCCUGGUAAUAUCGGCCAGGAUAGCAAACGCGCAGGUGAGAAGGGUCAUGGUCGACACGGGAAGCUCGGCUGAUAUACUUUACUUUGACGCUUUCCAGAAGCUCGGCUUAGCCAAGGAAAGCUUACGCCCAGUCGGCUCAGCGCUCACCGGGUUCACGGGAGACUCAAUAUCGCCUUUGGGGGCCAUCACUUUGCCUUUAACCCUGGGCAUCCCGCCAAGGUCAAAAACGGUGAUGACCACCUUUUUGGUGGUCGACCUUCCUAUGGCCUACAAUGCCAUACUGGGACGGCCGACCCUCAAUAAAAUCAGAGCCGUUGUCUCGACCUACUAUCAAGUCAUUAAGUUCCCGACUCACGCGGGGGUCGGAGAAGUCAGCGGAAGCCCUCGGGAGUCCAGGCGGUGCUACCUAACCGCCGUUUCACUACACAAGAGAGCCAGGGUCGAGCCACCGCUGGAGGACCCACGGGAGACAAAAAGACCGGCCCCUCAUCCCGAGCCAAAGGGGCCCACCAUUGACGUACCAUUACAAGAAGCCCGACCCGACCAAAUGGUCAAGGUGGGUUCGGAGCUACCUGAACCGGAACGAGAACGGCUCGUGGGACUCCUACGGGAAAACGCCGACAUCUUCGCCUGGUCCCCGUCUGAUAUGACGGGCGUCGACCCAAGGGUGGCACAGCACCACCUCCACAUCCCACCUGACGCUCGCCCGGUGAAGUAA
Molecule: messenger RNA, 1632 nt
Organism: Musa acuminata AAA Group (dessert banana)
Lineage: Eukaryota; Viridiplantae; Streptophyta; Magnoliopsida; Zingiberales; Musaceae
Exons: 1
Coding region: 1-1632 (543 amino acids)
Source: RefSeq, a predicted model, not a curated record